Messenger RNA from Ostertagia ostertagi, 408 nucleotides. NCBI's taxonomy places the organism in Eukaryota, Metazoa, Nematoda, Chromadorea, Rhabditida, Trichostrongylidae. The record is from the annotation of a GenBank genome assembly.
AUGCAAGUGCAAGUUCAGAUUCGAGUUCAAGACUGGACAUUGAAGGGCCACGUCUCUCUGUUGCUGGUUGCUACGGUAGUUUCAACCACAAAGCGUUUACAGAUGCGACGAGCUAUUCGAGAAACUUGGGCAUCGCCUAGAGAGUCUGACGCUGUCAAAACAGGGCGCGUACUGGUCUUCUUCAUUCUAUCAGCACCAACCUCUCUUCAUGAGCUGUACAUGUUGCGCAAAGAACAGAAGAAGCACAAUGAUCUCAUAGUGACUGACCUCCCAGAAACGUACGACAACCUCGUCUUCAAGGUGUACGCCUCGAUGGUAUUUCAUCAGCAGUACUGUCCAAAGGCGCAGUUUCUAAUGAAGGUCGACGACGAUGUGAGUGUUCAUCUUGAUCGCAUGAUCGAUCUAUGA